UGUUUUGAAGCCAACGGUGGCCAUUUACAUAAAAGAUUAGGGAAAGGGUUUACAGAGUUUAGUUGCGACAGUAAACAUGAUGAUUUAACUGCAAUUCUAGAACAAUUUGGAAAUUGGAUUCAAUUAGUAGCAAAGUCGGGUAAUGAAUUACAAAAACAGCAACUUAUCUGGUCAUUAUUGCCAGCGAUUGAGUCAAUAAAACCAUAUUUGCCACAGGAUUUGAUUCAUAGUCGAAUAGAUACAUUUAAGAAACCAAUUCUACCAACUUUAUUAAUAAUUCAGAUAGCAUUUAAAUUAGCAAAAAUAGAUUUAAGUAUUAAAGCAAAAGCAGCGAUUUUAAAAGAAAAAGAAUGUGCAUACUUUGGAAAUCUUCUUGGAGAAUCUUUAUGGCAAUCUCGUCUCUUGCUUAAAGACAAUUUACCAAUCUUAGAAAAUCCACAAUCACUUGAACAAUAUGCUUCAGCAUUUCCCCGAACUCUGUGGUCUUUUUUUAAUGAAAAAAACUUACAUCGACAAAUAAAAGGAAGUCAGGAUGAAAUUGAGCGAUUAUCUGUUCUUGAUGAAUUCGUUGGCAAUAUAAUAGAUAUCGAUAUCGAUAUUGAUGACUGUAUUGCACCAGAUCGAUGUGAGCAAUUAUGGAUUUUAAGCGAUCAAAUAUAUAGUGCAUUUCAAAAUUCAGAUCCAAAUAGUCUUCCUCUUUUUGAAUACACGACGCAAAAUACUUCAAAAGGAUACACUAACAUGGAAACUUGUUAUCAACAUGGAAUAGAGCGUAUGGAAGAUCUACUUGCGCAAGAAGUUUAUUUAACUAAAAAAAAGAAUUCAAAAGGAAGAGCAGUUAAAAACUUAGAUAAAGAUACU
Racocetra fulgida is the source of this 861-nucleotide messenger RNA. The record is from the annotation of a GenBank genome assembly. NCBI's taxonomy places the organism in Eukaryota, Fungi, Glomeromycota, Glomeromycetes, Diversisporales, Gigasporaceae.